Plasmodium fragile is the source of this 372-nucleotide messenger RNA. RefSeq lists its product as uncharacterized. Gene Ontology annotation, cellular component: mitochondrial large ribosomal subunit; ribosome. Lineage: Eukaryota; Apicomplexa; Aconoidasida; Haemosporida; Plasmodiidae. The record is from RefSeq and is a predicted model, not a curated record. The coding region runs from base 1 to 372 and encodes 123 amino acids. The transcript has a single exon. Gene Ontology annotation, biological process: translation. Gene Ontology annotation, molecular function: large ribosomal subunit rRNA binding; structural constituent of ribosome.
AUGCAACUGACCCAGGUCUUAAGCGGACUCUGGAGACAGUCCAUCGUCCGAAGCGCAGACAACAGUGGAGUCAUCAAAGCAUGUAUAAUCGGAAUUGGCAAAAACAAAUGGGGCACGGGAAAAAUAGGAGAUCGCAUUCGAGUUUCCGUACGAGACAAAACAAACGAUUGCACCAUUCAGGAAAAAACUCCCAAGGGAAUCAUCGUUCGCAGGAAAAAAGAAACAAAGAGAAAAGAUGGUAGCUACAUCAAGUUCGAUGACAAUGCUUUUGUCAUUAUAUCGAAGAACAAACUGAAGGCAACCAAGAUAAAGGGCCCCGUUGCUAUGGAGACGAGGCAUAACUGUAAAAACCUCGCCAGGUACAUUUUCUAA